GUGUUGUGGUUGAUGCACUUAACACGACCAUCUGUGCAUGCUGGCUGAAGGAGAGAGAAGGAAGAACCAGCUCCCAUCUCUAAACCGUCUUAUCUACACCACCUUAGCUUCAGUAGCCACCUCACCAACAGGUAUAGGUAUCUUUGCUGCACUGUUUGAUCCAACAUUUGUGGAGAAGGUAUAAAAUGACUGAAGAAAUACAUGGGAAUCAGCACAUGGAGACUGGACUGACACAAAAGUCGAUGCUGGAGGAUUCUAAAUAACUUUGCCUUUAAGACUGUCGUACUUCUGGAUUUACAAUUUUCUUUCCUGGCCUAAUUUUUCUUCAAAAGAAAAGCGUUUUUCUUGAAUCACUUUGAAUGCAACAAUGGGCUGUUCUCCAUCCAAAGGAAAGUUAUUUUUAAAGCCAGAAGCAUCUCCAAAAGCUUCUCUGGGUGAAGCACCACAGGAUGGUGCUAAUUAUAGACCUGUAGAAGUUGAAAAUACAUGUUUGGAAACCGAAGCAAUAGAAAAUGAACUUCCGCUACCUAAUGAAGAAUUUCAUACCAACGAGACUGACUUAUUUCCACUGGCCUCAGAUGCAAAGAGUGCACCUAAUCUGGAGGAAAUUAAAGAAACAGAAGUAAACAUGAUGCCCCAAGAAAUGAUCACUCAUUCUGAACAAACAAAGGUGAUUAAAAAAACGGCAAAACGAAAGAAAAGUAAAUGCAAGAAAAGAUCUACUGAGAAUCACAGGAAGUCCUACAAUAUCCAGACAAAGGUAGACUUCCCACCUCACAUGGUGAGGGCUCAUCAGGCAGCCUAUAACUUUCUGAACCCAAACAUUUCCAAAUAUGAAACUCUUUUGGGUCUGCUAGACCAGGCCGCCCAGACACAGUCGUCCCUCCAGCCCAUGAUGUCUGCUUUAGUGUUGCGCUUUGAAGAGAUCAACCAAGCACUAGAGGAGAUGGCUGAUGAGGGGGAGCUGAUGUUGAAGGAACAUGGUGACUGUAUGACCUUACCUUCAGGGAUGAUGUGUUCAGCUAACCCUAGAACUGGCACAACAUGUCAGACUGAUCCACCUCCAGAUCUUUUACAGCAACUGCUCCAACAGUCAAGUGAAAAGAUGAAGCUGAUGGGAGGCUCAGUACAGGCACUAGGUGACACCACACUUGAGGAAGCAGCAGAAUAUUUUUCUUCUUUCUAUAAAGUGCUGAUUCAGAAGCUGCAGACCAAGCAGGCAGCAGAGAGGAGACUAGCUCAAGUGCUUGCACAAAUAGAAGGGGCUGCUAUGAUUAAGUCCAACCCAGAAGAUUCAACACUGCAUAGUGAGGACAGUGGUAUCGGGGGAGAAAAUGAGAGCCUAACGGGUUCUGAAAGGCAUCGGAGGCAUCGUGGAAGUGCUGGAUCUGGAAGUUGUGGGUCUGGAGUCAACAUUCAGACUGCACUUGAUAGUCUCCCCAGUAAUUUACCCAACCUGGGAUGCCAUAACGAAGACGAUGACGAGGAUAAUGAUGAUAAUGACGAUUAUGAUGAUGAUGAUGAUGAUGAUGAUGAUGAAGAGAAUGAAGAGGAUGAAAGUGAUACACAAGGAAGGAAGAGGUCAAACUCUUCCCCACCAGAUCCCAGUCAGGCCAUUCGCUAUGUGCAUGCAAAUUACACUCAAGAUCAGCAGGCAACAGUUAAACGAGCUCUGACUGCUGCGAUUAUUACAAAGUCUGAACACCUUUCAUUUACUAGGUGUGGAAUGACAGAGUUACAAGAGAGCCAGGGGGUCUUGGAUCAGAGAAUAAAAAAGUUGUCAGAAAUCCAAGGAAACAAAGCGUUUGCAAGACCUCAUUAUCAUUUGUAUAGAGCUGGACUAAGAAGGCAUUCAUUAAAUGGAUCAUCAGGUGCACACAAAGGCUCCUUGAGAACAAAUCAACCAUCUUGUUCCUUACCAAUCUUAGGAACCCAUUCACCAAAACGCCACUCUGUCAGAAGGUUAAUUCAUACCUUUAGCCAAGGAGUUGAUACGAGACCUGGGCAGAGUCUUGCUAAUAUUCCACCUCAUAUCAGGAAGCCCAGGAAAAGUGGGAUUCUUCAGUUAUCUGACACAGUAAAUGGCAAGGAAGAAAGUUCAGUAAUCAGUGGCAACAACAACAACAGCUGGCCUGAUAGCAGGGAUGAGUUGGAUGUGGACAACCUACCACCUCCACCCCCAGAGGUCCUGAUGGACGAUUCCUUCCAGAGUACUCAGGUCCUACCAGGAACUGAGGAGGGGUUGCAGGAAGUUUCAUUCAUUCCACCAGUAAUAAACCAAAAGACUGGAGUCUCCCAUCGCCUGAAGGCAUCCAUUCACAAUGUGGAAGUGUUGCCAAACCGAGUAUGUAUGAGGCCAAAGACGACCGCUGCCUCUCCUGCCCAUCCUGUUAGGCAGGAUGCUGUUACAGGAGCUCAGGAUGUGGAUCAGCAACCAGAAGCAGAUCUGGACAUGGAAAUGAAGAAAACUAACAAUCUCUACCAGAAGGCAUGUAAGAUUAUUCACCUGCGUGAUGCAGCAGAAUCUUCUGAGAAGAUCAACAUUGUUGAACCAGGCAGCAGAGCAAGUUCUCCUCUUCAAGCCACAAUAGGCAGAAGAUGUAACAGCAAUGAAUUUUAUGAGGGUGAAAUAUCUUCUUGCAGUGUAACUGUAAUAGCCCCACCCGUCUCCAGAGUCCGACUUCCACCAUCUUGUCCCACCACGUGCAAAAGAUUUCCAAGUCCCCCUGCAUUUAGACCUCAGUCCACUUCUAGGCCCUCAUCUCGCCCUAAUUCUCCCAGAAUAGUAACACAUGCUACAGAUAACAAAACAGAAGAAAUCAUUCCAUCUGUAUCCUUUCGGGCUGCACGCUCAGUUUUCUGUCAAAAUGAGUUUCAAAACUCAAAGGCCUUUGGAAGUUCUGUGCUUCCCAGAAUAGGGGGAGAGGUCUCCCGGGGCAGACUAUCCACCCGAGGAACAGACAGCUCUGCUCGCCGCACCCAAUCAGACCAUCGGCCUAGAGGGACUUUGCAUUCGGAGUUUCUCAAAGAUGACACUUUGGCCUCUGUGCAGGACAAGGGGAGUGAACCUACUGUCACAAAAUAUAGGCUGGGAAACCCUCUGAUGACAGGAGAUGAUAAGAUGGAUGCAAGUGCCAAUGUUAUGACAGCCUGAAGUCCAACUGUGACUGGCCAGGGUUUCUAAAGUAAAAUAUGAGUUGGGAAGAGAAAAAUGAAAGAAGUUUGUAUAAGUAGGAUUGUGAGGUUUGUCUCCUUUCUCUUUCACUGGUUUUCCAAUGUCCAGUAUCUUUUUCUUAGAAUGGGUUUCAGAUACAUUUAUGAUUAAUACAAGUCAUUAAGAGUUUAAGCAUUUUUUUGUUUUAAACAUUGUCAAAAUCUUUGUGUAGGGUAUACCUAAUUUAUACUGAAUGCUGAGUAAUAAAUCUUAAAUAUUAUUAAAUCUAAAGAUACAUGUAUUUAUCUUAUUAAAACAUAUAUACUUUUACAUCCCAAAAUACCUGGAGGUUGUUUUUGGUUGCUAUACCAAAAGUAAGAGACUACUUUAAUUACUAUGAUCAUCACAUGCACUCUUUUUAAAAGUAUGUAUCCAAUUUUGUGUUUGUUUGGUUUAUAUUAGCUUACCUUUGGCAUUACCAAUGUUUUCUACCUCAACAGUAUCCAAAUAAAGGAGAAAAAUCAAAA
Archocentrus centrarchus (flier cichlid) is the source of this 3681-nucleotide messenger RNA. It is a transcript of the gene pcare2, whose product is annotated as photoreceptor cilium actin regulator 2. The record is from RefSeq and is a predicted model, not a curated record. Lineage: Eukaryota; Metazoa; Chordata; Actinopteri; Cichliformes; Cichlidae. Bases 368 to 3154 code for a protein of 928 amino acids. The transcript has 2 exons.